UGUAAUAAAGCCUUAAUAAAUUACGUAUUGGAAGUAGCGUUACGGGUUCCCAGAGCGAUCAUUGUUCAUUUGUCUUUUGUUUUUCAUUUGAAAUUGGUUUUGUAAUUAAUGAAUUCACUUUUGUAGAAGAUAACAUUGAAAUGGCUGCAGUGCCGAAUUCGAUUCGGCAGAAUAAACUCGUGAUGUUUGGACAUUAUUUCCCUCUAACGAACAACAUAUUUCCUAGGAGCUCCCAUAAUUUAUCUGCUGGACAUUCCGAACCGGGCCAAGAUGUUGUUUUGGACGGAAGCUUUGGUCCUCACCAGCUGCUCGAUGAAAUGCUUAAACGGGAUGUAGAAUCAGCAACGUCUUUGAUAGGCCACUUUGCGAAACAAAACCAACACAGACAAGCAAUUCUUUGCUUCUUAAGAAUGUUGUUUCUGGACAUUACACCUAAUGAGUACACAUUUGGCACGGUGAUUCAUUCUUCUGUUGUGCUAGAAGACCUCCACCUGGGGAGACAAAUUCAUUCUUAUGCCAAGAAAAUCAGUCUUAGCUCCAAUGUCUUUGUGGGCAGCUCAGUGUUGGAUCUUUAUGUCAAGCUGAGCAAUAUUAAUGAUGCUCUAAGGGCUUUUCAGGAUAUCCAUGAACCAAAUGUGGUUUCUUACACGACGUUGAUUCGCGGGUAUAUUAAACAAGGAAGGUUUGAUGAAGCUGGGGGUGUUUUCCGGUCAAUGCCGGAGAGGAAUGUGGUUUCUUGGAAUACUAUGAUCAGCGGCUGCAGUCAAUCAGGGAAAAAUGAGGAAGCUGUGAAUUAUUUUGUUGAGAUGUUAAGAGACAGUGUCGUCCCAAGUCAGUCUACCUAUCCUUGUGCCGUUAUUGCAGCAGCCAAUGUCGGGGCAUUAGGCAUCGGGAGAAGUAUGCAUGCUAGUGCAAUCAAGUUCUUGGGUGAGCUUAGCUUGUUUCUUGCGAAUUCUUUGAUAAGUUUCUAUGCAAAAUGUGGAAGCAUGGAAGACAGUCUUUUGACCUUCAAUAAAAUGCGUGAAAGAAAUAUAGUGUCCUGGAAUGCCGUCAUCUGCGGCCAUGCUCAGAACGGACUAGGAAAAGAUGCAAUCGAAAUGUAUGAGAAGAUGAAGGUAAAAGGCAUUCAGCCGAAUAGCAUCACUCUUCUUGGUUUGCUAUUGGCUUGUAAUCAUGUUGGGCUUAUUGAUGAGGGUUAUAAGUACUUCAACCAGGCAAGAUAUGAGGACCCGAGUCUCCUAAAAUCAGAGCACUAUGCGUGCAUGAUUGAUUUACUAUCACGAUCUGGGAGAUUUCAAGAAGCUGAGAGAUUUCUCCACGACUUGCCCUUUGACCCGGGAGUAGGAUUUUGGAAAGCAUUGCUUGGAGGAUGUCAGGUUCAUUCAAACUUAGAAUUGGGGGAAGUUGCUGCCAGAAAAAUCCUGGAGUUGGAUCCUGGAGACGUGUCAUCUUAUGUAAUGCUUUCUAAUGCACAUUCUGCUGCCGGAAGAUGGCAAAAUGUAUUGGACAUAAGGCAGAAGAUGAGGGAGAAAGGAUUAAGCAGGACACCAGGCAGCAGUUGGAUAGAAAUCAAAAGCAAGGUUCAUGUGUUUGUUACAGGAGACAAGAGACAUAGCAGUAGGGAUGAUAUUUACAUGGCUUUAGGAUUUUUCCUUCAACAUGUAAUGGACAGCCAGGACACCAACACUGUAAUCGAAUUUUAACUCUAUCAUUCAAGUCUUAACACAUUUCUUCAGUUAAGACUUGGGACCUCGGUCUACCACAUUUCCUCAGUUUAAGAUUUUGGAGCUAAGGUCCGGAAAGGUUCCAGACACUAGAAAAAAGUUUACUACUCUAUCAUUCAA
Molecule: messenger RNA, 1844 nt
Organism: Sesamum indicum (sesame)
Lineage: Eukaryota; Viridiplantae; Streptophyta; Magnoliopsida; Lamiales; Pedaliaceae
Product: Pentatricopeptide repeat (PPR) superfamily protein
Biological process (GO): RNA modification
Molecular function (GO): protein binding; RNA binding
Source: RefSeq, a predicted model, not a curated record